Messenger RNA from Lingula anatina, 2622 nucleotides. RefSeq names its product tetratricopeptide repeat protein 12. NCBI's taxonomy places the organism in Eukaryota, Metazoa, Brachiopoda, Lingulata, Lingulida, Lingulidae. Gene Ontology annotation, molecular function: protein binding. The record is from RefSeq and is a predicted model, not a curated record. Gene Ontology annotation, cellular component: centrosome; cytoplasm. Gene Ontology annotation, biological process: axonemal dynein complex assembly; sperm axoneme assembly.
UUGCGUUACUGUGUCAAGGUGAAGGUCGUUGUCGAUGAAAACACGAGCGGUCAGUUUACGACAUGGGGGAUCCGAAGGAUCUCGAAUCUUUCCUGAGCAAAGUUGAUAGUAUAGAGGCAGUAAUUAAAGGUCUGAGUGCGGGUGACGAUGAUGAGCGUGGAGCAGCACAACAGAAAGCAGAUCAGCUGCUAGCUGAACUUUCAAAAAUCAAGGAGACAGCCAAAGAUGAUAAGAAGAAAAAGCAUCCUGCCCCAGACAGAACAGGAGUAAACAGAUCAGUAAUCAACCAGGCAGCUUUUGAUGAUUCUCCUCCUGUUGUCCAAGAUGGGAUGUCACAAGAGGCUUUCAUGUCAGCCCUGGAGAAGGAUGCAGAAGAAAGAGGACGGAGGAGACAAAAGAACAUGAAAGAAGCAAAUGAAAUUAAGGAAAAGGGCAAUGUGGAGUUUAGGCAGGGAAACUAUGAAAAGGCAGCACAGUUUUAUACUCAGGCAAUAGAAAAAGUCAGGGACAACACGGCGUUAUACACCAACAGAGCUCAGGCCUACAACAAACUGGGGAGGUAUGAAGAGGCCUUGAAAGACUGUGACUGGGCCAUUAGGGUAUUUGAAAAUUGCCUCAAAGCUUACAUACACCAAGGAAAAGCUUACCUGGGACUAAAGAAUUAUGAUGCUGCUGUGGAAAGUUAUGAGAAAGCCAGAAAAAUAGACCCAACAAAGGAGAAAGUCAUAAAUGACUACAUAGCAGAAGUGGAGCUAGCGCGGAGGUCAGAAGAGGAGGAGGCGACGGCCCUAUCCGUGUUUGAGUCUGGAGAUGAAGAAACCAAGACAAUCCACGAGGUGAUACAGAAACUACAGAGGACAGACCAGCCUACGGUGUUCUACUGUGGAGGGAUGAGGGUGGCUGUCAACUUCCUGGUGAACACCAAUGAGAGGACAGUUUUUAGACUUAAUGGGGGACUGGAUCUUCUUAAAAAUCACCAUGUGCUCUCCAGGUGUAUUUCUUCCACUGCUGAUGUAUUGAAGCCAGAUGAGGUGGAAUUGUGCUGUGCUGCUGCUGAUAUGUAUACUGCUGCUUGUAUCGACAAUGAGGAAAACCAGAAACAGGUGAUGGAAGUGCCAGACUUUCCUCUACAUGUUCUUGGUUUUCUCUCGGCCAAAAAGAAAGGGCUGGCAUCCCUGAAGGCCUCCUUUAUGACAUUUCUGUUCACUCUGUCACAGUAUGGUGUGGGGAGACAGAAGAUACUGGUCACCAUGGAGAUGUCCAGACUUGUGUCUUGCCUGUUCCGUCACAUGAAGAAGAGUGGUGCUAUUUCUUCCAAUGCUGCUGCUGUCCUCAAUAAUCUGGCUUUGGAAGGAAAAUUCAAAGCUCAGCUGAGGCCAGGUUUUGAAGAAAUGGUCCUGCCAACCUUAGAAAAGUUUCUGUUGAAAGGCACCAGUAAUCCCGUCAUUCUUCCAUCUGUCCUGUCCAGUAUGACCAACCUGUGUGGUGAUGCCUUCAUACGGAACAAGAUCUGUGCCAAGGAACAGUGUUGGGAGGGAUGUUGCCACAUGUUGAAAGAAUACUCAGAAAAGCAUGCCAAUAAACUCGGAGAAGAAACAUUGUUUGCUCUUCUGGGACUGCUACUCAAUCUCUUGUACGACAACACUGCUGUUACGAAACACAAGUACGAGCUGGAUCUGUGCAUCACGUGUCAAGAUCUGUACACCAAAUGUGAAAAAGAGGCUGUCCAGGAGAGGGCGCUGUCUGUCAUAGGAAACAUCCUGCCACAUUCAACAGAGACUACCCGCGAGAUGUGUUCACGGGAUAUUACACAGUUACUGGUACAGAUUAUACGGAGUGAGAAAGCUACCCUUACAAAGCCAGCAGUCCGCUGUAUCUCCGCGUGUACCAAGGUCAGCCAGGAGGCUAGAGACAGUAUUGUAGAAAAUAAAGGUCUGGGUCCUCUAGUAGAGCUUCUAAAGAGUCAGGACGAGAUCGUAGUUGGCAAUGCGGCCCUGUGCCUGGCACACCUGGCGGAGAACCACAGGGUGUGCCAAAAACUGGUGAAAACCAACAUCAUUCAGCACCUCCUGGUCAUAGUGAGGGACGGCAAGAGGACAGGGGUUCAGGAAAAUUGUGCCAUUCUCAUUGCUAAGCUGACUCAAGGAGAUACAAGACACUUAGAGAGGCUGCGUGAGCUUCAUGGAAUAGAAAUUCUGCAUUCUGUCAUGAAGUUUGUGAAGACAUGAUCGACACUUAGUCCAGCCAAUAAACCCUCGCCUGUCUGAAGAUCUGUCAUAUCAAAAAUCUCCAAACGGGUGUCACUUACCGAUUUUUUUGGUGUUGUAUAGUACUACAACCACCUGAAGGUUGAAAUAAUAUUUUCCCAUUUCAAGGAGUAUUAAGUUUGAUGUGCCUUGGUUAGAGGAGCUUCACUGAAAGAUCUCUCGUUAUCACAGGUCACACUACAAAGGUCAAGGUCACAAAGGUCACACCAAUGACAUUCAACUGUGUGAACAUUGGACAAACACUGCUUAAAUAUUGAAAAACCUGUGUGUGAUAAAAGCUUUCUCUGCUGUAAUGUAAUAGUAGAUUCAAUUUUUCAGUACUUUUGUAAUAUUUCAAUAAAAUGAACAUUUUGCA